Plasmodium gallinaceum is the source of this 792-nucleotide messenger RNA. Its product is annotated as conserved Plasmodium protein, unknown function. The record is from RefSeq and is a predicted model, not a curated record. The transcript has a single exon. Lineage: Eukaryota; Apicomplexa; Aconoidasida; Haemosporida; Plasmodiidae. The coding region runs from base 1 to 792 and encodes 263 amino acids.
AUGCAUAAACAACGAAGCAUAAACAAGGCUGAUAUAUGUGAAGAGGUUUACCCUACUCUUCAUAAAUAUAGGAAAGGAAAUUCUCAAGUAGGUACAUUUUUAAAAAAAGAAGAUAAUUCUGCUUUAAAAAAUAGUCCACAAAUUUAUAAUGAUUCAAAAAAAAAAAAAUCUCCAUCAUCUAACAAAUCAAAAAAACUACAUAAAAAAUAUGAAAAUAUAUCAAAAAUCAAAAUGGAGAAUUUUUUAAAAUGUCCUAUGGCUUAUCAUACCAAUUUUUUGGGUACAAUACUUUUUGUAAUUGGAAGUGUUUUUUUUCUUUUUUCUAAUUUGUAUAUAUAUGGAUGUUUAAUUUUUGCAUUCGCAUGUGUGUUAUGUUUUUAUAGCAAUUUAGUAGGUGCUACUAAUAUUAAAUUAAAAAGGAAAAAUGAAUUUUAUGGUUUUAUAUGUUAUAUAAUUGGAUGUCUAAUUUUUAUUAUUGGGUCUAUUUAUAGUUGUUUUAAAGAUGAUUAUUAUGCUGUGGGAAGUUUUAUUAUAGGUAGCCUAUUUUUUUUAAUUGGAGCAUUUCUUUUUUUCUUUACAAUAAAUCUUAAGAAAAUUAAAUGUGUUAAUUAUAAAAUUUUAAUUGUCUUUAUUUCAAAUUUUAUUGGUGGAGUUUUGUUUACUGUUGGUAGCAUUUUUUUUCUUUACUCUAAUUUAUAUAUUGAAGCUUGUUAUUGUUUUAUAAUAGGUAGUGUUUUAUUUACGUUGGCUACAUGGUUUGAUUAUAUUAUUUACAUUAAUGAUACAUUUUAA